AUGGUCUUUAUUCCUCGCCAGACGUUCACACCUCCUGGCGAAGCUUUGCAGGAGCUCGUUAACCUGACUUACACGUCGUCGACUAUUUCAUUCUACCUCAACGGAACGAAGAUCGCCUUAACCAACCCAAACCCUCAAUGGACGCUGCUGGACUUCAUUCGGUCCCAGGACUGUCUAAAAGGAACAAAGUUGGGAUGUGGCGAAGGGGGUUGUGGUGCCUGCACCGUGGUGCUACAAACCAGAGACACUCGGCAUAAUUCUCGCAAGAUCAGACAUCUGGCAAUCAACGCAUGUCUUUAUCCCUUGGUUGGUGUAAUCGGGAAGCAUGUCAUCACGAUCGAAGGAUUGGGAACGGUUGAGAAUCCGCAUCCAUUGCAGGAGCGAAUGGGAAAGCUUCAUGGCUCUCAAUGCGGAUUCUGCACCCCUGGAAUUGUCAUGUCCUUAUACGCCGUCAUUCGAAAUGCCUACGACCCAACCACCGGCUCAUUUGACCUUUCGGAAGAGGAAAUUGAGAUGAAGGGACACCUGGAUGGGAAUUUGUGCCGCUGUACCGGAUACAAACCCAUUCUGCAGAUUGCAAAGACAUUCGUCCAGGCGGAUCUCAAGGGCCGGCUGGCGGAUUCGAAGACGGCCUUUUCAGAAAGCUCUGAGGACCACACAAGGGAUGUGGAAGAAUACAGCCUCCACUCCCAAUCACCAAGCACAACGAGCUCAUGUGGCCGUCCCGGAAAAUGCUGUCGUGACGGACCGAGUACGACCUGCUCACCCCCGUCGCCACUCGCGAGCGAGGGCAGCUCUGGAACGAGUUUUUCCAGCACCGAAUCUAGUCCCAAGUCGACAGUACCUCAAUUCGAUCUCAUACCGUACUCACCAGCGUCCGAGAUCAUAUUCCCACCUAGCCUUCAUAGACAUGUCCAUCUCCCCAUCUGUUACGGCGAUGUGGAACGGGUAUGGCUUCGACCUGUGACCCUGGCGCAACUGGUCGACGUAUUGGCCGUCUUUCCUAUGGCCAAACUGGUUUGUGGUGCCAGUGAGAUGCAAGUCGACGUUCGCUUCAAGGGCUCACAUUUUCCGGUAUCUGUCUUUGUGGGCGACAUCGAAGAACUCGCGACUAUUCAUGUGCCAGGAGAUCCAAGUACAUUGACAGAGUUCGUCGUCGGCGGAAAUGCGUCUCUUAGCGAUGUCGAAGAAACAUGUCGCCAGUUAAGUGUCCGACUGGGAAAGCGUGGAACGACCCUUGCUGCUAUGGCCAAAGUAUUGCGAUAUUUCGCUGGACGGCAGAUUCGCAAUGCAGCAUCCCUGGCUGGAAAUAUUGCUACCGCGUCUCCGAUUUCUGAUAUGAACCCACUUUUGCUGGCCGUGAACGCCACCGUCAUGACGCUGAGUCCGAAAGGGGAGGAAUCCAUCCCUAUGAUUUCCAUGUUCUUAGGAUAUCGGAAGACUGCUCUCCGUGAAGGAGCAGUCAUCACUAAGAUUCGCAUCCCUCUUCCACCGCCAAAUGGAUUGCAAAUCACCAAGUCAUACAAGCAGGCGAAGCGAAAAGAUGAUGACAUUGCCAUAGUGGCGGCAGCAUUUUGCGUGACGUUCGACGGAGAUGGAGUAGUAACUCACGCUUCGCUCGCCUAUGGAGGCAUGGCGCCCACAACAGUUUUGGCUUACCAGGCCGGAACUAGUCUUUCCGGGAGAAAGUGGAAUGAUAAGGAGACUUUAUACGAUGCCCUGCGGGCGCUGACGAGAGACUUUAGCCUUCCGUACGGCGUUCCUGGAGGAAUGGCGACAUACCGCCGCACGCUCACUUUGUCGCUUUUCUUCCGUUUCUGGAACGAGGCUGUGAGGGACCUUAACCUAGGUGCUUCAGCUAUGGAGUUAGACUGCGUUGAUGAAAUUCACCGUGAAAUAUCCACGGGUGCUCGCGAUGAUCAUAAUCCCCAUGAGCAGCGAGUUGUCGGGAAGCAGAUACCCCAUCUGUCGGGGUUGAAGCACGCUACAGGUGAAGCUGAGUAUGUUGAUGACAUACCGCCCCCAGCACGAGAGCUCUGUGGGGCUCUGGUAUUGUCUCAACGAGCGCACGCCAAAAUCAUCUCAGUCGACUGGACACUCGCCAUUGGUCCCGGGCUCGCAGUGGGCUACAUCGACCGGCACAGCAUUCCAAUUGACCGAAAUCUGUGGGGGUCGGUGAACCGCGAUGAGCCCUUUUUCGCCACGGAUGAAGUGCAUUCUCACGGCCAGCCGAUCGGAAUGGUGUACGCAGAGACUGAAUUAGAAGCACAAGCAGCAGCCAGGGUGGUCCGUGUUGAAUACGAAGAUUUGCCAGCGAUCUUGACCAUCGAUCAAGCCAUUGAGGCAAAAAGCUUUUUUCACCAUGGCAAAGAGUUGAGGAAAGGAGCACCUCCAGACGAAAUGGCCGACGUAUUUGCUCGAUGCGAUAGGGUCUUCACCGGUGUGACGCGUGUAGGGGGUCAAGAGCAUUUCUAUCUCGAAACGAAUGCAGCAAUGGUCAUUCCACACGUCGAGGACGGUACAAUGGAAGUCUGGUCGUCCACCCAAAAUACAAUGGAGACACAAGAGUUCGUUAGCCAAGUCACCGGCGUGCCUAGCAAUCGCAUCAAUGCGCGAGUCAAGCGUAUGGGUGGUGGCUUCGGUGGUAAAGAGUCUCGCAGUGUUCAAGUGGCAUGUUUACUGGCCAUCGCGGCGAAAAAGGAGCGGCGACCGAUGCGAGCAAUGCUUAAUCGCGACGAGGACAUGAUGACAACCGGCCAACGCCAUCCGGUUCAGUGUCGAUGGAAGGUUGGAGUCAAGGAUGGUCGAUUGGUUGCCCUUGACGCUGACUGCUACAACAAUGCUGGCUACUCGCUAGAUAUGAGCAGUGCCGUGAUGGACCGGUGCUGUACUCACCUUGACAAUUGCUACCAGAUCCCGAAUGUCCAUAUCCGGGGUUGGGUGUGUCGUACAAACACGCACAGCAAUACGGCUUUUCGAGGUUUCGGAGGUCCGCAGGGCAUGUUCAUCGCUGAAAGCUACAUGUCGGCUGUGGCGGAGGGACUGGGAAUGCCCGUGGAUGAACUACGACUGAGGAACCUAUAUCGACAAGGCGAUCGGACCCCAUUUUUGCAGACCAUUGACGAGGACUGGCACGUUCCGCUCCUUCUGGAGCAGGUGCGACAGGAGGCGCGCUAUGAUGAGCGAAAACGACAGAUUGCCACAUUCAACGCAGAGCAUCAUUGGAAGAAGCGCGGAAUAUGUCUUGUGCCGACAAAAUUCGGGUUGUCGUUCGCCACGGCACUCCAUCUCAACCAAGCUGGUGCAUCCGUCAAGAUCUACGCAGAUGGGUCGAUCCUACUCAAUCACGGGGGAACCGAAAUGGGACAGGGAUUGUACACCAAAAUGGCCCAGGUUGCGGCCCAGGAGUUGGGCGUUUCCGUUGACUCCAUCUAUACGCAGGACACCUCAUCUUAUCAGACAGCCAAUGCCUCGCCGACGGCGGCCUCUUCCGGCAGUGAUCUUAAUGGAAUGGCGGUCAAACACGCUUGCGACCAACUCAACGAGCGUCUUCAACCGUAUCGCGACCGAUACGGACCAGAUGCCUCGAUGGCGACGAUUGCACAUGCGGCUUAUCUGGAUCGUGUGAACCUCGUGGCUAGCGGUUUCUGGAAGAUGCCGAAGAUUGGCCACGAAUGGGGAGUGUACGAUCCGGAGAAAGUGAAUCCAAUGUACUAUUAUUUUACGCAAGGCGUCGCUUGCACUGAAGUCGAGCUGGACCUCCUCACUGGAGACCAUACUGUGCUGCGGACGGAUAUCAAAAUGGAUGUCGGACGCUCUAUCAAUCCCGCAAUCGACUACGGCCAAGUUGAAGGGGCUUUCGUCCAGGGACAGGGUCUUUUUACAAUGGAAGAGAGUCUUUGGACGCGGACUGGACAAUUGGCGACACGCGGGCCUGGAAACUACAAAAUUCCCGGAUUCAGCGACAUCCCACAGGAAUUCAACGUCAGCUUCCUCCAGGGUGUGUCUUGGAAACAUCUGCGAUCGAUACAAAGCAGCAAAGGGUGUGGUGAGCCGCCUUUGUUUUUGGGCUCGACGGUAUUGUUUGCUCUAAGGGAGGCAUUGCGAAGUGCUCGUCAAGAUAAUGGGGUGGAGGAGCCUUUAGUUUUGGACAGUCCGGCUACGGUUGAAAAGCUCCGGUUGGCAGUCGGAGAUGAGCUUCUGAAGAUGGGCACAGUUGAAGCCAAGGAGGGGGAGACACCGUUUUUUGUCACAGUGGCGUGA
Messenger RNA from Aspergillus glaucus CBS 516.65, 4263 nucleotides. RefSeq lists its product as uncharacterized. NCBI's taxonomy places the organism in Eukaryota, Fungi, Ascomycota, Eurotiomycetes, Eurotiales, Aspergillaceae. The coding region runs from base 1 to 4263 and encodes 1420 amino acids. Gene Ontology annotation, molecular function: iron ion binding; FAD binding; 2 iron, 2 sulfur cluster binding. The record is from RefSeq and is a predicted model, not a curated record. The transcript is spliced from 5 exons.